AUGCCACAAAAAAAUAUAGGCAGUCCAACGCCAGAAUGUUUGGUAGUAGUUGUUCUUGAUGGAACAUAUCGACUUGAAGAACAUUUUGAAACUUUACACAAGGCAUAUCUGGAGCAAAUAUUAAAACAUUUAAAAGCUCCAUAUAAGGAACAAGAGGAGAAAGAAACGAAAAUAAUUUUGCCCGUUUUGAGAUGUGGUCUCGUGGUAUUUGGGAAUUAUGAAGCUUAUUCCCCUUACCCCUUCAAAUCCCAUUAUUUUGAAAAUUUGACUCAGUUCGAGGAGCUAAUAAACGAAACUGAAUUCACUGAUGGAGGAACUUAUGAGAAUGCUGUUUCAGAAGGCUUGGUUGCUGCACUUGAAAUGUUCGAUUUACAUUCAUCGCAAAUAGAUCCCGAUGCAUCACAACCGAAAAAGCAUUGCAUUCUUGUGACAAAUAGUCACCCUUGUCCGGAUCCCGUCCAUCGUAACAUGAAUGGCAAAUACGACGAAUAUACGUUUGAGCAAAUAACUGAAGAAAUGCAAAAACAAUCUAUUCAUCUUUCAUUAAUCACUCCCGAAAAAGGAUUUGAUGAGCUAGAAAAUUUGGUUAAAUUAGUAAAUCGAGAUGUCGAAGUUCACGAAGCAUCCGAUGUCGUCAAACCUUCACAUGUAGUGAAAUUGGCAAAUUUUAAAGUAACAUUUUCACAACCAGCCGAAGUAGUGACUGAUAAAAAGAGGAAGCGCGAAGAUUCUACAUCUGCAAAUGAUGUACAUAACAAAGAUCAACCAGCGCCCGCAGGUUCUGCAAGUUCUUCACCUGAAAUUAAUAGUUCUCCGAUUACACGACUUUCCACUGUAGCAUCACCGAUAAAUAAUAUUCCUCCUCAAGGGGUAUCCACUCCUUCGGCAAUGGCUAACCAUAUUUUACCACAAACAAAAAUUCCUCAGCAGCCCCCACAUAGCAUGCCACAAUUGCCAAUUCAACAACCUGUUCCGGCCACCGUGCGACCUAUAACUGCUACACCUGCAAUGAUUAAAAGUCUUUCUCAAAUGACUCCAGCAGCUCAACGUACUAUGUUAGCAGCCUUACAAAAUAAUGGUGCACAAGGACCCGGACAAAUUUUCCGUAAUCCAACCAAUCAAAAUGCACAAAUCCUCCGCCUACAGCAGGAAUUGGUGAAUCAACAAAAUCUUAUGAGACGUCAACAGCAACAAUUAUCUCAAUUAGGAGUGAUUAGACAGCCUAUAGGAAAUUUUGUGGCUCCUUCUCCACCGAUCGGUUCUGAUGCGCAAACCAUUUUCAAUAGUCCACCUACUGCAUCAACAGUUGGGUUCACUACAACUACAACAUCGCCAGUUACUGGAUUUACACCUACGACAUUAGGUCUUGGAACAGGUGUUCCUACUACGAAUGUUGCACAAGUAGAUCAUAAUAAUAUUGGAAUAAGAGGCCACAUGCAUCAAAAGACUAUUAAUGCUUUAUGGAGUGGACACAUUGCGUGGUCAGCGAACUCCCAAGGCGGUCAAAAGCGUGAACUAAGUUGCCACGUGACGGCAUUUCCUGUCCCACAGAAAAAGACAGUUCCUUUAUCGUUAAGUGAUUAUAUGACAAAUCUUUGGCCAGAAAGGAUGGAAAUUUCUAAUACAAAUCUAGUUAGAGAUUUAUUCAAAGAUAUUCCAAAGAAUCCAAGUACAUUAGUUGUAUCAUUUUUGCCUACACCUACUACAGCAUCACCAGAAAAUCAAGAUACUUUUUUAAUAUUGUUGCGACUUUUGGAAAGUAGAAAACUUGCCGCAUUCAUACGAUUUCCUAGUGCCCCUAAUCCUAACGGUGGAUUGGUUUUAUUUUCAAAUGGACCUAAAAUUAUUGGUGUACUUUUCAUGAAUUCACCGUUGCCUACAAAUGCACCACAAUUACAACCACAACGACAACCACAACAAAAUCAACAAACUCAACCAACACCCCAAACUCAACAACAUGCUCAACCAAUGCAAGCUCAGAUUCAAGCACAAUCUCAACAGAUUGCUCAGAUGCAACAAUUAAUACAAAUUAAUCCUCAAAUGCCAACAACGAUAUUGCGACCACAAUCAGCAGCAGUUGCUCAACAAAUGCUUCGUCAGAGAAAUUUGCAAUUACAAUCUAUUUUACAGACAGCACCAAAUGAAUGGGUGGUCAAGAUAUGUUGA
Messenger RNA from Diversispora eburnea, 2166 nucleotides. NCBI's taxonomy places the organism in Eukaryota, Fungi, Glomeromycota, Glomeromycetes, Diversisporales, Diversisporaceae. The record is from the annotation of a GenBank genome assembly.